UUUCAUUUUCCUUAAUAAAAAAACUUAGAAACAACGUCAAGUUUUCUUGUUAUAUAUCACUGUUGCUCAUUAGUCUUCUCAGCAUCUUGCCCUCGCUUCUUCAAUUUGAUUUUUCACCCUCCUUCUUCUUGAGUGAUUGCCACCUAGUAAAUCUUUACAAUGAGCCCGAGCGCCUCUAACUCUAUAUGCUUAGUUCAUCAGUUGGAGAACAUAGAAGAGAAUGCUCCUGCAGAUUGGCCUGCAUCAUCCUGUCCCCCUCCUGAUACUCCAACUGAAUCUAUGGAGUUCCUUGCUAGAUCAUGGAGUCUUUCAGCCAUGGAACUCUCCAAAGCACUGCAUAGCACCAACAAUUCGAUCUCCACUGGUAUAGAGAUGCCACUUUCAUGCCCUUCAGGCCACCAAUUUGAUACCAAGUGUUCCACCGCUUCAAAAGAUUUAUCUAACGGGUGUUUCCCUCCAUUUUCGCCAAAAGACAGUAAUGAAAAGAAGGAUUUACUUUUACUCCAUCAAGCACUCAAUCCAGAAUUCCUUUCCAGUCAAAAUUUGCUCAGAAAUGGGCUUUACAGGAGCUUGCUAAGAGGGAGGACAAUGGGUAGGUGGUUGAAAGAUCAAAAGGAGAGGAAAAAGCACGAAAUUAGGACCCAUAAUGCUCAUUUACACGCUGCAGUAUCUGUGGCUGGUGUUGCUGCCGCUAUUGCAUCAGUUGCAGCUUCAAUGGCAUCGCCUGAAAUGCCUUACGCAAACCAAAAGAACCCUCCCCUGGCUUCUGCUGCAAUUGCAUCUGCAGCGGCUUUAGUAGCCUCUCACUGCAUCGAGAUUGCAGAAGAUAUGGGGGCUGAGCAUGACCAAAUCUUAACAGUAGUCAACUCUGCGAUUAAUGCAAAAACUAAUGGAGAUAUUAUGACUUUAACAGCUGGAGCAGCCACAGCCUUGCGAGGAGCGGCUACUCUAAAGGCAAGGCUGCAGAAGGGGCCUGGAGCUACUGCAAUUCCUCUAGCUGAGGAAAAGUGUAAUGAAAGCAAAGAAGCAAACAUCUUGACAGCACUGGACUACGUCUUUAGAGGUGGAGAACUUUUCAAACGUACAAGAAAAGGAGAUCUUCACUGGAAGCAAGUGUCUUUCAAUAUAAAUUCAAAUUUGCAGGUUGUCAUCAAAAUGAAAAGCAAGCAUAUGGCAGGAACAUUCACGAAAAAGAAGAAAUAUAUAGUCACCGGAGUUUGCAAUGAUAUCCCAGUUUGGCCCGGAAGGGAGAAGGAAGACAUCAAUGAAAAGAGGGCAUAUUUUGGAAUAAAAACAAAAGACAGGACAAUAGAAUUUGAAUGUGUAAGUAAAGGAGACAAACAGUUCUGGCUUGAGGGGAUCCAGUAUAUGUUGAAUUGCCGUGUCAAAGUAACAAUAUAAAAAAAAAAGGAUUGACAUUGGGAUUGCUGUAUAUAUGCCUCUUUUUUUUUUUUUCUUUCCUUUUCCCUCACACAGUGAUUGGAGGGGUUACUUUAUAAAGGAGUAGAGUUGACAGUACCACUGUAAGAUUUCACUGACAAAAUUGUUGAGACUACCAUUUCAGUGGA
Molecule: messenger RNA, 1568 nt
Organism: Glycine soja
Lineage: Eukaryota; Viridiplantae; Streptophyta; Magnoliopsida; Fabales; Fabaceae
Product: VAN3-binding protein-like
Exons: 9
Coding region: 160-1401 (413 amino acids)
Source: RefSeq, a predicted model, not a curated record